Messenger RNA from Lacerta agilis (Sand lizard), 1761 nucleotides. RefSeq names its product Myb/SANT DNA binding domain containing 3 (gene MSANTD3). The record is from RefSeq and is a predicted model, not a curated record. The transcript has 3 exons. The coding region runs from base 166 to 993 and encodes 275 amino acids. NCBI's taxonomy places the organism in Eukaryota, Metazoa, Chordata, Lepidosauria, Squamata, Lacertidae.
UCCUUUGUCAGGCUGGGAUCUGCGCUUUCCUGUUAUCUAAAAUAGAGAGGAAAACCCGGCAGCAUCCAGGAAAAAGCAAGAAGAGAGGAAGCCUGAGGAGGCCGUGGUCCACCAAAGCCUGGUAAUUGUGCGUGUUAUUUUGGCACUCUGGAGAAUCAAAAGAAAAUGCAAAACAGCGAAGUGAUAAAACCUGCCAAAUACUUCUCUGAAGUGGAGAAGAGCGUGUUGCUUGCAUUAGUUGAGAAAUACAAAUAUGUACUUGAGUGUAAAAAAAGUGAUGCAAGGACUAUUGCACUGAAACAACGGACCUGGCAGGCACUUGCUCAUGAAUAUAAUUCUCAACCGAGUGUAUCGCUACGAGAUUUCAAGCAGCUGAAAAAAUGCUGGGAGAACAUCAAAGCACGGACAAAGAAAAUAAUGGCACAUGAAAGGCGAGACAAGGUAAAAAGGAGCAUUAGUCCACUUCUAAGUAAUCACAUCCUAGGAAAAGAGAAGAUUGCCAGCAUGGUACCUGAGCAGGUGUACUUUUUACAGAGUCCACCAGAAGAAGAUUCUGAAUAUCAGCCAGAAGCCUCCAGCCAAGAACCUUUCACCGUUAUAAACAGAGAACUGUGCGAUGAAGACAAAGAUCUUGUACAUUUCCAGGUAUGCGAAGGAACCUCGCAGUCGGAGCCUUCCUGUUCAGCAGUCAGAAUAACAGGCAGUAAAAAUUUCAGAAGCAAAGCUGCCCAGGAAAGUGACCUGAAAAAGAUGCACGAGGAAGAGCACCAUCAGCAAAUGUCUAUCUUGCAGCUGCAACUGAUCCAGAUGAAUGAAGUGCACGUGGCCAAGAUCCAGCAGAUCGAGCGGGAGUGUGAGAUGGCGGAAGAGGAGCACAGAAUCAAGAUGGAGGUGCUCAACAAAAAAAAAAUGUACUGGGAGCGGAAACUUCAAACUGUUACAAAAGAAUGGCCCGUCUCAUCUUUCAACAGACCAUUCCCUAAUUCGCCCUAGAGAAUGCAGCAGCCGGCCAUAAAAUGGACUGGUGCCACUGGUUUAUUAGAAGAGAAUGAGGAGGGGUUCAGUUAUGCUAGUUUUGUAUUUUUAGUUGGAGUCAAUGCCUUCCCACUUGGCUGUGAACAGACAUUAAGGAAGAGCUAAGGAAAACGUGGUAUGUAGGGUUGUUGUUUUUUUAGGCCCAAUAACUCAAUUGUUAUCAUUUUUGGAGCAUCCCCUUAUACACACAGGAAGUCAGUAGGCGUAUUCUGUGGUGCACACUUUUUGUCUAGAAAGUUCUUAACAGCAGAUACGUAGCUGGGGCAUUUUAAUAUUUUAUUGCAAGUCUGAAAAAUUAAAUUUGUUCCCAAGAAGCCAGAAUUCUGACUUACCCUCCAUAAUUGUUUGUUGAGGUGGGGGGCUACUAGCAGAUGCCCAGUGACUCAGCUGCAUCACUGAGCCAGAGGACAUAAUAGGUUUUCCGUUUAUUAAUAGAAUGUGGGGAAAGGGCAGCAUCAUAGCAGCAACUGCUUCAGAGGAGGGCAUGGAAAGCUUUCAAACAAUUGAUUGGCUCUCUGGCCACCAGGGAAGUUCACCACCACCACAUUUCUCUCCUGCCUAACCAUUAAUGACGCUGUACUCAGUUUGCACUAUAGGGCAUGGCUCACCUGCCAGCUAUAUAAUUUAGGGCAAAAUUACAACUGUCUGGCCACUUUUCUGCGGUUGAAGAAGGCAUCAAGAAAAUUACCAUUGUGUGUAAUUUGUGGCUUGAUCCUGUGCACAUGU